Molecule: messenger RNA, 1001 nt
Organism: Anopheles coustani
Lineage: Eukaryota; Metazoa; Arthropoda; Insecta; Diptera; Culicidae
Product: INO80 complex subunit B
Exons: 2
Coding region: 1-993 (330 amino acids)
Biological process (GO): chromatin remodeling
Cellular component (GO): Ino80 complex
Source: RefSeq, a predicted model, not a curated record
AUGGGCAAAAAGAAAGAUUUUUACGCUGAAAAAGAUGGUAAGAACAAUUAUUAUUCACACAAGAAACACAAAAAACACAAAAAGCACAAAAAGGUACGCAGUCAACCGGAGCUGCAAACCUACGAGAUGGUGGAGGAACAGGCCUUGGACGAAACCGUCGAAGUCGUAGAAGAAAUUGAAUAUAUGGAGGCUGAUCCAGAACCUGAAAUCAUAACGGAAAUAGAAGCGGAAGUACACACCACAAUUGACACCAGUGAGUGCCAGCCGGAUCUGUUGGACGAUUCAACUCAGCAAAUGCAACCCCAGAAAGUUGUAUCCCCGGGCAAGUCACCGGCUGCCAUGAGCAAAGUGCAGAAAAAGGGCCGCAAAAGAGGACGCGAUAGUGGGACGUCGAGCGAGGAGGAACGCUGGCUGGACGCAAUCGAAUCCGGCAAGCUGGAGGAAGUUGACGAUGAGUUGAAAAAAAUCAAACCGAAAGAUCCCAAGCUCAUGACGGCCAGACAACGGGCAAUGUACGAGCGUAGUUCCGACAAGGAACCUGCUCCCGGAUCGGAACUGCUAAUGUCCCUCCCGACGGGAUAUAAAGAGAAGGUUAUGACAGCGGAAGCGAUACAAAAGGCGCAGCUAAAGUCGCAAAAACGCAAACAGAUGGCGGAUGAGAAGAGAGAGAAGGACAAAAAGAAAACCAUGGAACGGUUGCUAAAAAAGCAGGAUUCCAAAUCGGUGAAAGCAAUCAAGAAUCGACCAGUCAAAGAAAAGGUGCCGAUGAUUACUUACAUGAAUACGGUCGAAGGUGCUUCGAUCUCGUUGCCGCCGGACGUUGAUUUCCCACUGCAACCACAAGCACCAAAAGAACCUCCUAAGCCCACCCUGUGCGCCAUUCCCGACUGUAAAAACAUUAAACGCUACAACUGUUCGAGAACAAACACGCCUUUGUGCAGCUUCAAAUGCUAUAAAGCAAAUAUUGAGGCAAUAAAGAGGAUCAUUUGUUGAGUGGAAAA